Molecule: messenger RNA, 1674 nt
Organism: Pseudomassariella vexata
Lineage: Eukaryota; Fungi; Ascomycota; Sordariomycetes; Amphisphaeriales; Pseudomassariaceae
Product: something about silencing, SAS, complex subunit 4-domain-containing protein
Exons: 2
Coding region: 1-1674 (557 amino acids)
Cellular component (GO): SAS acetyltransferase complex
Molecular function (GO): histone acetyltransferase activity
Source: RefSeq, a predicted model, not a curated record
AUGGCGGCCAAACAUGCUCAGAUUAUCGCGACGCACACAACGCGAAACCAUCAAAACAUCCUCCAGCCGAACAGCUCGACUCGCAUGAAGCGGCCUCUCGAUCCCAUCGACUCCAAUUCCGAUUCUCUGAAGAGAGCUAGAAUUACCGUCGAGAUUCUGGCAAGGCCAAUACCUCAACCCAUCAGUCCGCCGAAGACCAUCACGGUGAAACCGCUGGUGUCUGCCAGACGGAUGGUGGUGACGGCGGAGCAGCAGCAGUCGGAGAAACCACUCCCCCCUCCUUCGCAACCACAGCCACCUCCGCCUACUCAGUCAGCAGCAGAAGAAGCAGCCCCCAAAACGGCGACAAUUACGCAGCCAGGCCUGACACGACAUCAGGAGAAGGUCAUUAAUGGCAUUAAACACGAGCUCGACAGGUUGCAGCCCGCUGGGACCGAUGCCAACGUGUCAAAAGAGGGCGGUCGCAAGCUGCGUUCGCAAGAGGCCUCGCGGUUCAAGAGCGAACUGUCGGCGUAUUUUCCCGAUUACGACGAAGUAAUCGGCAAUGACGCCAAAGAACACCAUGUCGUCAACAUCGACAGUCCGCUUAUUGUCGUCGAUUCUCAAUCGCGCCGUGCUUACCAUGACCAAAUCCUACCACCCGGAUUAGCAUCACAGCCGUCCUCAAUUGGCCACGAUCCUGAGUUGACCCGACGCCACGGCAACCAGCACACACAAGACCCACCCAUACCCACCCAGCCAAUCGACGGGUAUGCCGUACGAAGUUACGGCGAUGCCUUGUUCACCAAUCUGUUUGAUGCGCAGCAAAUUGAUUUGGACUUCCUAGGAGCUGGACGAAAUGACCGAGACAUCGACGACCCGUUGCCCGAUUCACACUACGAACUUGCGCACAAGAGAGCCGAGAGGUUGGAGAAAUCAAUCCGCAACACCGAGAAGGGUCGUGCCCAGCAUGAGAAGGAUCAGAUCAUCCGAUUGCUCGGGGAGCUGCAAGGCCCAGAUUGGCUGAGGACGAUGGGUGUCAGCGGUGUCACCGAGACUCGCAAGAAGACGUUCGAGCCUGCCCGGGAACACUUUAUAAAGGGCUGUCAAGCCAUCCUAGAGAAGUUUCGCCUAUGGAACGAGGAAGAGAAAAGGCGCAAGCGAGAAAGAGAACAAGCUAAAGCGGCAGAAGAGGAAUCCCAGUCCGAAGAGGCCGACGAACCAGCAGCAGCAGCAGAAGAAGAAGAAGAAGAAGAAGAAGACGAACCGGUAGCAAGCGAAGAGGAAGAGAUGGGCCACGAGGAGUCAACCGGCAACAUCAGCGAUGGCGAUCCGCCGGACUACAGUGAUGUUGAUGAAUCCAUCGCCAAGCAGCUACACGAAGAGGCCAUCGCAAGUGCCAAGUUCGCGCCCUCGGUAUCGUCCAAGAGAACCCGUGGAGAGGCACCACCUAUGAUGCCAUCAGAACCGUACGUACCACCCCGAGAGUUUACCUCUUUCUUCCGCAAGAGGCACGAACGCGAAGCGGCUUUAAAUAUAGAUCGCCGCCGCGGCCGAAACGUCAUGGCGUGGGGAUGCACUGUGCCAGAAGCUCACGAAAACAGCUUCGAUCUACCGGAAGAAUACCGCGACGAGGAUACCAUGAAGGCGAGGGCAAGACGUAAACGGAGAGACCUAAGGGGAAGCAGACGCUGA